UAAACCUCGUCCCUUGACGUAAAACCCUUCAAAGGUUUCCACUUUUUUGUUUCAUCUCUUACUUCUUCGUCUUUACCUUAUUAUCCAUUAAUCUGCUCUAUUCUGUAAUUUGUUUUAGUGGUGUUUUGAUUUUCAAGUUAGCUAAUGGGUUUCAUGAAAGAUGAUAGCUUUGUUCAUGUCUUCAGUAAAGUUUUAAUCUUUCUUCUUCUUCUUCUUGGUGUCUUUGUUUGAUGGUUUAGUUUGUUGAGAUUUUACUUGAUUGUGGACUAAUCUGCUCUGUUUCAUUGCAUUUAGGCUCAUUUUUCUCUUGUGGUUUUGGUUUUCAAGCUCGCUAAUGGGCUCCAGAGGAAACACCCAAUUCUGAGCGGUAUGAGUUACUGGAGCCAAUUACCAAAGAAACGUUUCAGAUGAAGAUAAGCAGCUUGAAGUGAAGAAGGAAGUAGUAGUUGAUGUGAAGCAAUAUUCAGGUGUUGAGCUAAUUAUCAAGUCUGGUUUUGGUUCUACUCUGCCUUCAAAAGAUGAUUUGAUUAGAACAUAUGAAAAAUUUGGAGCUUUGGACAAAGAGAGAAGCUGUACGUUCGAGAAUGACUCCUGUGCUCGCGUUAGCUUCUUGAAUGUAUCUGAAGGAGAAGAAGCCUUUUACGAGUCACUAGAGAAAUGCCCGUUUGCUACUACUUCCACCGUUACAUUCAGCUCAAGUAUCCUUCUUCUGAGAACAGAAAGGGGGUGAUGGAAAUGGAGUGGUUGAAAAAGAAGCUUGAAGAGAGCUUUGCUUGAUGAAUCAGAGGGAGGAGAGGUUACGGAAAAGUUGAAGAUGAGACUUGAGGAAGAAUCAAGAAACUUGCUAGACAAGCAUAGCCAUCCGGAGUUAAAAGAAUAUGGAUACUUCUCUUGAGCUUUUGUUGGUGCUAACUGCAAUUUUGGCCAUCAUUCAUAUUGUUCAAGCUCAAGACCAAAAAGGGUUCAUCAGUUUGGAUUGUGGGCUACCCUCGAAUGAAUCUCCUUAUAAAGAGAGUUCUAGUGGACUGUGGUUUUCUUCUGAUGAAAAUUUCACACAGGGCGGAAAAACUGGUCGAGUCAGAGAAACUCCUGAGAGAUUUGCGGAGCAACUCAACACGUUGAGAUAUUUUCCAGAGGGUAAACGGAACUGUUACAAUUUGAACGUGGAGAAGGGACGCAGAUAUUUGGUCAGAGCUACCUUUGUGUAUGGAAAUUAUGAUGGUCUUGGCAUGAAACCGGUGUUUGAUAUUCAUCUUGGACCUAAUCUAUGGGCCACCAUAGACUUGCAAAAAGUGAAUGGUACAGUGAAAGAUAUGUUACACAUUGCAGCAUCAAGCUCGAUGCAAAUAUGUCUUGUCAAGACUGGGGUAACUGAACCUCUAAUUUCCUCUUUGGAAUUACGGCCAAUGAGAAAUGAGUCUUACAUCACUGAAUCUGGCUCCCUGGAUCGUUACUUUCGGUAUUAUCUUAGCGAGUCAAGCUCUCAGAUCCGGUACUCCAGCGAUAUCUACGAUCGCUUAUGGGAUCCAUUAUUCUUGAAGGAAUGGACACAGCUUUCAACUGCGAAUAAUGUGGGAAAUAACAACAGCUACCGUCCACCUGAAAUGGCACUUAAAACUGCAGCCACACCUACUAAUUCCAGUGCGCCGCUGACAAUUCGAUGGACUUCAGAAAAUCCUGAUGAAAGAUAUUACUGUUACGCACACUUUUCUGAAACCGAAGACUUGCAGGCAAAUGAAACCAGGGAAUUCAACGUGACAUGGAAUGGAAUACGAUUCUUUGGCCCAUUUGUCCCAAGAAGGGGAAUCAUAAAUACUAUCUUCCGCACGUCACCGGCAACUUGCAUUGAAGGGAUAUGUAGGUUCGAGCUGAUAAGAACCGACAGAUCAACUCGUCCACCUCUACUUAAUGCUUUCGAAGUCUACACUGUUAUUCAGUUCCCACAGUCUGAAACAGAUGAAAGCGAUGUGGGUGCGAUGAAAAGCAUCGCAGCCACCUAUGCAUUGAGUAGAAUCAACUGGAAAGGUGAUCCAUGUGUCCCUCGACAGUUUGGGUGGGAUGGUUUAAACUGCAGCAACACAGAUAUGUCCAUGCCACCAAGAAUCACUACUUUAAACUUGUCUUCAAGUGGUUUAGCUGGAACCAUAGCCGAUGCUGUUCAAAACCUUACGCAACUAGAAACACUGGACUUGUCGAAUAAUAGCUUGACUGGAGGGGUGCCAGACUUUCUAGGCAACAUGAAAUCGUUGUUGGUCAUAAAUUUAAGCAGGAACAAUCUCAAUGGUUCAAUUCCUCAAGCUCUUCAACGGGAAGGACUACAACUAUUCGUUGAAGGAAAUCCAAGGCUUUGUUUUUCUGAUUCGUGUAAAAAACCACAUAAGAAAAAAAUAAUUGUGCCAAUUGUUGCAUCAGUAGCUUCUGCAGCCAUUGUCAUUGCUGUAUUGGUUCUUUUAUUGGUACUCAAGAAGGGAAAGCCAGCGAUUCUGCAAGGUCUACACCUUCUACCCAGGACGUCAAGUAUGAAUGCUACAUUUGCUGAAAAGAACAGCAGAAGGUUCACAUAUUCAGAGGUCAUCAAAAUGACAAAUAACUUCCAACGAGUUUUAGGUGAAGGAGGGUUCGGCAUGGUGUAUCACGGUUCUGUAAAGGGUUCUAAACAAGUGGCCGUUAAAGUACUCUCUCAAUCUUCAACUCAAGGAUAUAAAGAAUUCAAAGCAGAGGUCGAUCUUCUUCUUAGAGUUCACCAUACAAAUUUGGUAAGUCUUGUCGGGUAUUGCUACGAAGGAGAUCAAUUGGCCCUUGUUUAUGAGUUUCUGCCUAAUGGAGACUUAAAACAACAUUUGUCAGGAAAAGGAGGUACAUCCGUCAUCAAUUGGAGUACUCGACUACAAAUAGCAUUGGAGGCAGCAUCAGGACUGGAGUACUUACAUAUUGGAUGCACACCGCCGAUGGUUCAUAGAGAUGUUAAAACUGCCAAUAUAUUGUUGGAUGCAGAUUUGAAGGCUAAACUUGCUGAUUUUGGACUCUCUAGAUCUUUCCAAGGUGGAGUCGAGUCUCAUGACACAGCCGUUGCUGGUACUCUAGGAUACCUUGAUCCCGAAUAUCACAGUUCAGGUCGACUGGGCGAGAAGAGUGAUGUCUAUAGUUUCGGGAUAGUAUUGUUGGAGAUGAUCACAAACCAACCUGUGAUUAAUCAAACCUCUGAAAGUUCUCACAUAACACAGUGGGUUGGGUUUAAGCUUAACAGAGGUGAUAUUGUAGAGAUUAUGGAUCCAAACCUUCACAAGGAUUACGACUUUAAUUCUGCGUGGAGAGCUCUUGAGCUGGCAAUGUUAUGUGCGAAUCCUUCUUCUUCAAAGAGACCAUCCAUGUCUCAGGUUAUUCACGAGAUAAAAGAGUGUCUUGCGUGUGCAAAGUCGGUGAUAGGUAAGAAUCUAGAAUUGGAACCCCAAGAGAUAAUGAGCUCAGACACUUCCAUGGUACCCAUGGCAAGAUAGUUUUGAGUAGGGUUGGGCACCACUGCUUGAUACUAAGUGUUUACUUGUUACUCGCUUCAUAUUUGGUAUCGUCUGUUUUUUUUUUGUUUUUUUUUUUGAUCAACCGUAUUUGGUAUCGUCAAAUCAAGUAACAAGUCCAUAAAUCUUAUUACUUGCAAGUACAUAUCAAAUAUUAUUAUUCUUUUCUAUUACUUGGUUCGUUACUUAUUUUACUACUUGUUACGUGGUUUCUUUCUAUGUGUUUACUCUCUAGUGUGACGCCUUGAAAUU
Brassica oleracea var. oleracea is the source of this 3767-nucleotide messenger RNA. RefSeq names its product receptor-like protein kinase At5g59670. Bases 879 to 3497 code for a protein of 872 amino acids. The transcript has 14 exons. Gene Ontology annotation, molecular function: protein kinase activity; protein binding; ATP binding. The record is from RefSeq and is a predicted model, not a curated record. Lineage: Eukaryota; Viridiplantae; Streptophyta; Magnoliopsida; Brassicales; Brassicaceae. Gene Ontology annotation, biological process: protein phosphorylation.